Messenger RNA from Benincasa hispida (wax gourd), 3117 nucleotides. RefSeq names its product heat-inducible transcription repressor. The record is from RefSeq and is a predicted model, not a curated record. Lineage: Eukaryota; Viridiplantae; Streptophyta; Magnoliopsida; Cucurbitales; Cucurbitaceae.
GCCCGGCCCAUUAGUGCCGUGGUGAGAAAUCAUGUCAGGCCCGGCCACCGAUUUCCUUAUGUCCGGUGCUCCGCCACCACUGGAUCUAUCCUCCACUUCGCAAACAGAGCUUCUCCGGCUCGAUCGCCGAUCAGAUACUCUGUAGAUGCGACAAUGAAUUUUCUACUCAGAUCUACUCAUACCGUGCCUCCAGAGCGGCCAUCUCUUCAAGAAACUCCUCCUCCAGCUACCUAUUACGCGCCAAAGCCAGCAGUAACUUUGGAGGGUCUGAUUUCUGAAGAUCCAUUUCCACAAUAUUCUACUGUUGAUGAUAAUGACGAGGAGGCUGAUGCAUCUGGCGGUGAGAAUGGAAGUAUUGCUGGUCAUAGGGAGAAAAGCGGCCGUGCUAGUGUAGUGAAGCACUCUGAUGUUUCCGAGGAAGAAGGGUGGAUUACCAUUCCAUGCAAGGGUCUUCCUUGUGAUUGGAAAAAUGCAUCAGAUAUACAUUCAUUAUGCAGUAUGGACCGAUCUUUUGUUUUCCCAGGUGAACAAAUAUGUAUCUUGGCAUGUUUAUCUGCUUAUAAACAGGAUACAGAAACCAUAACUCCUUUUAAAGUUGCAGCAGUUAUGAGUAAAAAUGGAAAAUCGCAUAGUCCUAAAAAAAAAAAUGAGCACAUGGAUGAUGGAACUAAUUCCACAAAUGGGGAAAGACAUAGUACAGAUCAGAAUGGUAAAAAUCUAUUAAGCGAGAAGAUUGACCCAUCAGAGGAUGUUUCUGCCAGUGAAUCUCUUCUCCGAAUGGAAGAUCACAGACGACAAACAGAAACAUUGUUACAACGAUUUGAGAACUCUCACUUUUUUGUAAGAAUUGCCGAGUCUAGUGAUCCCCUUUGGUCAAAAAAAAGAUCUGACAAACAAAGUGACUCUGAGAUAGUGGGUCAGACCAUUAUUAAGUCCAGCAUAAAUGCAGUGAUUGAUCAAGGAGACUUUGAUUCCAAUGUCUCUGGUGGCGUAGCAAGAGGUACCUUCAAGUGCUGCUCUCUUUCUGAUGGAAGCAUAGUGGUGCUUUUACGUGUGAAUGUUGGUGUUGACAUAUUGAGAGAUCCUGUAUUGGAAAUACUUCAAUUUGAGAAAUAUCAAGAGCGGCCAAUAUCAUUUGAGAAUCAGGAUGGCUUAGGUUAUUCAAAUCUGGAUCCAUGUGGAGAAUUGUUGAAAUGGUUGCUUCCUUUGGAUAACACCAUUCCUCCUAUUUCCCGUCCUUUAUCUCCUCCCCGUUUAACUACCAAUGCAGGAAUUGGUGGCACGUCUCAAAAGUCUAGUGUUUCUUCAUCUGGCUCUCAACUCUUCUCCUUUGGCCAUUUUAGAAGCUACUCUAUGUCCUCAAUACCUCACAAUACUGCACCACCUUCUGCACCUGUUAAAGCUGCAAGUUCAAAGCCAAACUUUGAACUUGAAAAUUGGGAACAGUUCUCAACCCAGAAGUCCUCAAAGAGUAAAAGAAUUGGGGGCCGUGACCUUUUAUCUUUUCGAGGUGUCUCUUUGGAGCAAGAGAGAUUUUCUGUUUGUUGUGGACUGAAAGGAAUUCAUAUUCCAGGAAGACGAUGGAGGAGAAAACUUGAAAUUGUUCAUCCUGUUGAAAUCCAGUCCUUUGCUGCUGAUUGCAAUACAGAUGACCUUUUAUGCGUUCAAAUUAAGAAUGUGUCUCCAGCUCAUAUACCGGAUAUCAUAAUAUAUAUUGACGCUAUAACGAUUGUUUUUGAAGAGGCAUCAAAGGAUGGACUCCCUUCAUCAUUGCCAAUAGCUUGCAUAGAAGCAGGAAAUGAACACAGCUUACCAAAUUUAGCCCUCAGGAGAGACGAAGAACACUCCUUUAUUCUCAAACCAGCAACUUCUAUGUGGAGGAAUAUAAAGGCUUGUGGAGAAAAAAUUUCCCAAUCCUCCCGAUUACAGGCUGGAAAUGCUACAUCAAGUUUGUCCCUUACCUCCAAAACGAUUGAUCAAUAUGCAAUUAUGGUAACAUGCCGGUGCAACUAUACUGAAUCUAGAUUGUUUUUCAAGCAACCAACCAGUUGGCAACCUCGAAUUUCAAGGGAUCUUAUGGUGUCUGUGGCGCUAUCAGGGGAUACCCCUAAACCCAAUGGAAUUGUUUCUCACCUUCCCGUUCAGGUUUUGACACUUCAGGCGUCAAAUUUAACAUCUGAAGAUCUGACCAUGACAGUUCUUGCUCCAGCUUCAUCCACUUCUCUUCCAUCUGUGAUUUCAUUGAAUUCCUCACCAUCAUCACCCUUGAGUCCAUACAUGGUUUUAAAUGAAGUUGCUGGAAGGAUAGGCAGUGAGAAGUAUGGUACAUCAUUGGAAAGGCCAAGAUCAAUCCCUACUGUAUCUGAGAAUAAAAAACACAGUAUUGAUUUUGGAGGCCGGUCGGUUUCUUUUAAAGAACAAUCUUCUCCCAUGUCAGAUAUCAUCCCAAGUGCUGGUUUAGGUUGCUCGCAUCUGUGGCUCCAGAGUAGAGUUCCAUUAGGAUGUAUUCCAUCUCAAUCCACAGCUACCAUCAAACUUGAGCUACUUCCCUUGACUGAUGGCAUAAUUACACUCGACACAUUACAAAUUGAUGUCAAGGAAAAAGGUGCUACGUAUAUCCCCGAGCACUCACUGAAAAUAAAUGCGACCUCCAGCAUUUCUACUGGGAUUAUUUAAGAUGGUUCCUAGUAUCUCACAUUUUAUCUCGACCUCUGGAAGGGUCCAUCCAAUGCCCGUCCUUUUGGCCAUUCUGAAUCAGAAUUUUUAUGGUUUCUAGGCCAAUCAACGACCAUUCGCUCAUUUGCCUUCUCUUUGAGUGUGAUUGAUAUACCCUUAUGGCCAUAUCAAAUUAUCUUGGAUAUAUAGCUUUUAGUCGUGUGUUGUAAGUUGUGUACCUUCGUCUUGGAAAUGGAAUCGAUGUACAUUCUGGAAUGUCAAAAUAUAUAACUUUUAUACCUUUUUCUUUUAAAGAAUUUGAUUGUGCUUCUAGGUUACUGCGCCUAGAAAAUAGUGGAGGAACUGUGAAUUUGCAACUUUUGCUGUGCUCCGUUUUUGAUAUAUUAUUUGAUUGUAAGUUUCUGUUUUUACAUAUAUUCAAACCCAAGACCCUUUUUCAGA